Molecule: messenger RNA, 1110 nt
Organism: Cynara cardunculus var. scolymus (artichoke)
Lineage: Eukaryota; Viridiplantae; Streptophyta; Magnoliopsida; Asterales; Asteraceae
Product: chromophore lyase CRL, chloroplastic
Exons: 9
Coding region: 185-982 (265 amino acids)
Biological process (GO): protein-phycocyanobilin linkage
Molecular function (GO): lyase activity
Source: RefSeq, a predicted model, not a curated record
GGGUGCUUGGAGAUCAGAGACAAAAUCUUUCCCCCAAAAGAAAUUCAGGGAAAAAAACCCUCGCUCCUUUUUCACAGGAUUUCAAAUCCGCCCUUUUUAAGAAUUCUGCAACUGAAUCUAAACCCUAGAUUGAGGAUUCAUUGUAUACAUACGUAUAUCUGUAUAUAUCUACAUAUGUGUGUGUAUGGGACCACCAAAUGGGUGGAGCAGAGCUCGAGGAUUAGUGGUGAAGACGUUGGUUUUGAUCGGAGGUGCUCUUUUGGUUAAGCGAUUGACUAAGUCCACCACUCGUUGGGACCAUGCCCGCAUCGUCUCUCAGUCCAUCACCGGCGAAAAGUUUUCAAAGGAACAAGCGUCCAGAGAUCCUGAUAAUUACUUUAAUUUGAGAUGGCUUUCCUGCCCAGCUGCAGAUAUGGUGGAUGGAUCAAAGGUUCUAUAUUUCGAGCAAGCGUUUUGGAGAACUCCUCAUAAGCCAUUUAGACAGAGAUUUUGCAUGGUAAAGCCUUGCCCAAAGGAGAUGAAAUGUGAUGUCGAGUUGAGUACAUAUGCCAUUCGGGAUGCAGAGGAGUACAAGAACUUUUGUGAUCGGCUGAGGGACCAGCGUCCACAGCCUGAAGAAGUAAUUGGGGAUGUAGCGGAACAUCUAACCACCAUCUAUCUCAAGCGUUGUGAUCGUGGAAAACGAUGCUUGUACGAGGGUUCAACACCACCCGAUGGCUUCCCUAAUUCAUGGCAGAAUGGUGCAACAUAUUGUACCUCAGAACUAGCCGUCUUGAAGAAUAACGAGAUCCAUACAUGGGAUAGGGGUUAUGACGACAAUGGAAACCAAGUUUGGGGAGUGAAGGAUGGUCCAUAUGAAUUCAAGCCUGCACCUGGACCUGCACCUGGACCUGCAUCUACUUCUGUUGAUAUGUUAUCUCCUUUAAAUUUCCCACCUCUUAUUGGUAAAAGGAUUGAAGGUUCAUUUGUUCUUCAAGAAUAAUAAUAAUAUGUGUUACUUGACCUUUAUAUAUAAUUUAUCGCUACACAAUCUCACAUUCAAUAUACAAAUUUCUGUACUUUAUUCCAUUUCUAUCUGUAUCAUUGACCCAGCAGUAUUUAGGUUACUGG